Molecule: messenger RNA, 1731 nt
Organism: Drosophila willistoni
Lineage: Eukaryota; Metazoa; Arthropoda; Insecta; Diptera; Drosophilidae
Gene: Ttc26
Product: intraflagellar transport protein 56
Exons: 5
Coding region: 1-1731 (576 amino acids)
Biological process (GO): intraciliary anterograde transport; intraciliary transport involved in cilium assembly
Cellular component (GO): intraciliary transport particle B; ciliary base; ciliary basal body
Molecular function (GO): protein binding; intraciliary transport particle B binding
Source: RefSeq, a predicted model, not a curated record
AUGGAGAUACUUUCACGUGGCAAAACAGAUUCGGCUAGUUCACGGAAUGCGACCAGCAGUGGCGGCAUAGGAGGUCCUGGAGUUGGGACUGCAGGUGGCAGGACGAAUCAAAGGAAAGCACCUGCACCAGCCACAUUGGAGGAUUUCAUUAUUCGACGGGAUUAUACAGGAGCCCGAGCAUUUUUGGAGUACUCCAAUGGCGAUGAUGAGGAGGGAAAGGAGGGUGAUAAAGAUUUGCAACAACAACAAAUCGAUCAAUGGAUUGCUUAUUGUAGUUUCCACCUGGGUGACUAUCAACAGGCAUUAAAUCAAUAUAAAUCGCUACAGGAGAAUGGCAAACAGAAUCUUGAACUCAAUUUAGCUGUCUGCAUGUUCUAUUUGGGCUUAUAUGAGGAAGCCCACCAGAUGAUGUCCCUGGUCAUUGAGAGUAACCCUUUGAAACAGCGUCUUUUAUUCCAUUUGGCCCACAAACUGGGCAAGGAAGAGCAAUGGGUAAAUCUACUUGAGGAGCUGCAAAAUUCACCCAAUAUUGAGCAACAACUGAGCCUGGCCUCAAUGCAUUACAUGCGCUCUCACUAUCAGGAGGCAAUUGAUGUCUAUAAGCGUGUCCUGGUGGACAAUAAGGAUUACAUGGCCAUUAAUGUGUACCUGGCUUUGUGUUUCUAUAAGCUCGACUACUACGACAUGUCGCAGGAGGUUCUCGAUGUCUAUAUGGGUCAGCAUGCGGAUAGCACCAUUGCCAUCAAUCUGAAAGCCUGCAAUCGCUUUCGUCUAUUCAAUGGACGUGUCGCCGAACAGGAGAUUAAAAAUAUUGCCGAUAAUGGUACAUUUGGUGCUGAUUUAAUCAAACACAAUUUGGUUGUAUUUCGCAAUGGAGACGGUGCCCUAAGAGUUUUGCCUGGUUUGCUCAAUAUCAUACCAGAGGCGCGUCUUAAUUUGGCCAUUUACUAUCUGAAGCAGGGCGAGGUACAGGAGGCACAUGCCCUGAUGAAGGAACUGCAACCAACCUCACCGCACGAGUAUAUCCUUAAAGGUGUCGUUCAUGCUGCUCUCGGACAGCAAUUGGGUUCGAAGGAGCAUAUUAAGACGGCCCAACAGAAUCUACAUUUAGUGGGCAGUUCGGCCACAGAAUGUGAUACGAUUCCAGGACGACAGAGCAUGGCCUCGGCCUUCUUUCUCUAUGAACAGUUCGAGGAAGUUCUUGUCUACAUGAAUUCGAUUCGUAGUUAUUUUGUCAAUGAUGAUAUAUUCAAUUAUAAUUUCGCUCAGGCCAAAUGUGCGACAGGAUAUUACAAGGAAGCUGAGGAAUUGCUAAUGCAAAUCAAUGAUAUGGAUAUUAAGAAUCAGCAUACAUAUUGCAUGAUAUUGGCCAAAUGUCAUGUACAUUGUGGUCAUCCGGAAUUGGCAUGGAAUGUAUUCAUAACACGAGAUACAAAUGCCGAAGCCUUUAUACUCUUACAAUUGAUUGCGAACGAGUGUUACAAGUGUGAAGAGUUUUGGGUGGCUGCCAAAGCUUUUGACAUGCUGGAAAAAUUGGAUCCCAGUCCCGAGAAUUGGGAGGGUAAACGUGGCGCCUGUGCUGGUGUUCUAUAUGCCCUGGCCACCAAGGCCCAUCGUGGACGACCUGGUGGUGGAAUAUCCGAGGUCAUUGGCCUAUUGCGGGAUUCAUCAAACUCUCAGGCCGAUUUGAUGAUCAAAACCAUACGAAAGCAUAUUAGUAGCUUUAAAUAA